Molecule: messenger RNA, 1668 nt
Organism: Bubalus bubalis (water buffalo)
Lineage: Eukaryota; Metazoa; Chordata; Mammalia; Artiodactyla; Bovidae
Gene: CBY1
Product: chibby family member 1, beta catenin antagonist
Exons: 5
Coding region: 710-1093 (127 amino acids)
Biological process (GO): negative regulation of Wnt signaling pathway
Cellular component (GO): nucleus
Source: RefSeq, a predicted model, not a curated record
GGAACCUCCCUCCCACCCCCACCCCAUCUCAGCCCUCUAGGUUGUCACAGAACGCUGGGUUGAGCUGUGUUAUAUAGCAGCUUCCCACUAGUUAUCUUUUUUAUGUAUGGUAAUGCAUGUGUUUCAUGCCACUCUCUCAAUUUGUCUCAUCUCCUUCCUCCACUGUGUCCACAACUCUGUUUUCUAUCUCUGUGUUUUUAAUCACAAACACACACCAGUAAAACUCAUGAGCACACACCUGUAAAUGUCUUAUGUAUUUUAUUUGUAAGUCAUAUGUACCUAUACUUCUAUACAUAUAUGUAUAUCUAUAUUGUAAAGCUUCUAAAGAAGCUUCUAAACUUUUGUCAUUAAUUUUACUGAUAUUAAUUUCUACAUCACUGAAAACAGUACAAAGUUUUUUCUUUGUGUUCUUAUUGAAUAUAUGUCUUGCUAAUUGUGAUGAAAACCUACUAUUAGUUAUUUUUUAAUAAUAGCUGACAUAAAGCCUUGUUUCAAGUAGUCUGGAGAAGUACCCUCUCUUUUUGGCCAAUUUCUUGCUAGAUAUGAUAAACUCAUUACUGUUUUUAUCUCAUAAUGUGGUGAAGGAAGAGUUUAUCCCUGGGAGGAGGAAAGGACAGGGGCACAAGGGCACAAUCCAACUCUUUGUACCCCUUGACUUUUUCUGACCCUGGGAGAAGGGAGCAUUGACCUUUCCUUCAUCAGGCUGAAGAUGCCUCUCUUUGGAAGUACGUUUAGUCCGAAGAAGACGCCCCCUCGGAAGUCGGCCUCUCUCUCCAACCUGCAUAAUUUGGACCGGUCAACGCGGGAGGUGGAACUGGGCCUUGACUACGGAACCCCCACCAUGAACCUGGCCGGGCAGAGCCUGAAGUUUGAAAAUGGCCAGUGGAUAGCAGAGACGGGGAUUAGUGGAGGUGUGGACCGGAGGGAGGCUCAGCGCCUGCGGAGACGGAACCAGCAGCUAGAAGAAGAGAACAACCUCUUGCGGCUGAAGGUGGACAUCCUGCUGGACAUGCUCUCAGAGACCACUGCUGAAUCCCACUUAAUGGAGAAAGAGCUGGAUGAACUGAAAAGCGUCAGCAGGCGGAGAAAAUGAAGACCCCCAAAGACAUCUGUCCAGAGAACAGGGGGAAACCCAUUCAUCAGAAGAGGGGAAUGUGGUUGAGGGUAUUUUUAGCCAAACGGAGGGAUCAAGUCCCAGGAGAGAGCAUCAUAUAAUGGGGUCAGAAGGCACCGGCCCCCUUGGGUUGGGGGUAGGAAGGUGACCGCAGUGGAUUCCAGGCCAGUCCUGUGCUUCACGGCAGGGGAGACCUCCCCGGGGAGGCCUGGGAGUGACGGAAGCCUUUGGGUUUUCUCCAGUCACUUAACACCCAGAAUGCCCAUGGCCCAGGCUCACCCUCCUGGGACGGAGGUCAUCCCAUUAUCCCCUCACAUCGGUGUUUGAGGUGUGGUGCCCUCUCGUUAGGAGGGUCUCAGAUGAGAGGCUGUCCUGGUUCUCUUCCUUCCAGCCCAUCCUCUAGCUCCUUUAAAGAACACUCAUUUCCCCCAGAUCCACAACCUCCUCUGGCUUCAGCAUCUCGGCAGCCAGCAGCCAGCCUUCCAUGGCAACACUAUAUUUUUGUGCUACUUUCCUCUUUACCCUACUUUUUAAAAUUAAAUGAUGUUAUCUAA